Molecule: messenger RNA, 1305 nt
Organism: Fusarium vanettenii 77-13-4
Lineage: Eukaryota; Fungi; Ascomycota; Sordariomycetes; Hypocreales; Nectriaceae
Exons: 1
Coding region: 1-1305 (434 amino acids)
Source: RefSeq, a predicted model, not a curated record
AUGACUACUACAAUGCUCUAUACAACGGGUGCUUCGAUGGACGAGCCAACGAACAGAUUUGCCAGCAAGACCAACAGCUCGGGUAAGCCCAGGCACAGGCCAAAGAGCAUCCAGAUUGAGCCCUUCGAUCCCAAUGAGCUGAGCAAGAAGCUCACCGGCCUCGCUGUUGAACAAGAUGGACAGCCAUUGCAACAAAACCAACUUCAGGUGCCCAUGUCGGCAAAUGACAUGGGCGAGCCAUCUCCAAGGACUAUUCCGGCACAGCAACCGGCUCCAGCCACGACAUCAACAGCACCCAAGUCCCACAAGGACAAGAAGAACGACAAACUGAGUACACCUACUCAGGCUGCGCCAUCCCGCCGAAGCAGCAUCUUUGACCACCUCCGUUUCAGGGGCUCCAACUACACUGACGAAACUGAACGGCAGGAAGAAGAAGAUGCCAAGAAGAAGGUCCGCUAUCGACAUGUGCCACAGGUAGCGGCGCAACAGUUUGCUCGAACAACUACCGUGGAGCCUCUGGCACAAAAGGCUCAGCCCUCCCCCAAGGGGAUGAGACCUGUCCCCGGGCCUCACUCCAUGAACAAUGGGAGCAUGUCGCUGCAAGAAUACAACAGGCAGUACAGACGAGCACAGAGUCUAUGCAGCGGUAGACCAUCGGGACCCCCUGGCCGCACAAGGCUGGAGAGUACUGCAGAGGUGGACGAGGAAAACUCGCAGCAGAAGAACCCUCGAAUCUCUGUCCAGGGCUGGAACGAUCUUAAGGCGGGUGAGCCAGGCCGAAGGAUGAGCACUGGCAACAUGUGGGGAAGAGGUGAUCCCCAACUUCAAGUCCCGUUCCGCAGAGACUCAACCGCCGUCGGGGCCGUCUGCCAGAACAACCCUACCUCUGGAAGACGAGGUUCUGCCAGCUCAUCGGGCUUCUCGGACGUCUCGUCGCCAUUUGCGCGCGAUUCUGGUCCAGCGUCGCCCUUCAAGACCGAGUUUGGCGACGCCAACUCUCCCAACCGGCGAGGAUCAGACAACACCAGCACGACGGCUUCGCGAAGGAGCAGUGUUGCCAACAUGGCCAAUCCCCAGCGGGCUGCCGAGGUGCACCGUGUGGACUGGUCGCAGAGCGAUCAGCCAGCCAAGGUUCGACGAGAUUCCAAGUGGGCGGGCCUCAAGCAGCGCAAGGCCAGUGUGAACCAAAAGACCAACAACGGGGAGAAGCUUAGCCCUGCUGGUAAUGUAACAGAGGUUCAGGCUCAGCCUUCAACCUCACCAAAAUCACCCAAGGCUGGAUUUCUGGGGCGAUUCAAGCGUUAG